Molecule: messenger RNA, 2205 nt
Organism: Fusarium redolens
Lineage: Eukaryota; Fungi; Ascomycota; Sordariomycetes; Hypocreales; Nectriaceae
Exons: 5
Coding region: 1-2205 (734 amino acids)
Source: RefSeq, a predicted model, not a curated record
AUGAUCGCCAAAAGUCUUGUUUUCGCUGUGCUAGCGGCUCAUGCUGCUGCUGGGCCUUGUAAGCCUGGUGGGCUUUCAUCCAAUACAUUCUUCGCCACCAGUGAAUCUACCAGCGAGCCCACCACUUCUGAAACAAGUGUCUUCGAUUCAGUGACUACAACCUCUUCUGAGCAAGCCACAACGACGACAGAGGCAGCAACCACUACAACCAGCGCCUCUGUACCUGCCGGUGAGGCCAUUAUCUUCCAGGUCAACCCUCGACGUCGUCUUUCGAAACGAGAUACAACAUUCGUGGGCAGCAACAACCCAACCGAAUGCACCUUUGCCUCAGUCUUCCGCCUCGACGAGGGAAAGCUUCUGGAGAACGGAGAGCCUAUCUACUAUGCUGGCAGUGGAUACCAGGAGCUUGCUGCACAGGGCGAACCACCAGCUGAUUCUGUCACGACAACAUUCUCAAUUGCCGGGGGUCGCCUUUCAUGGACAGAUGCGUCGUUUGGCGAGGCCGGCUUCUGCCAGACAGAUUCUGAUGGACAGGUGUACAUCACCUUCGGGUCAGAGCCUGUCGGCUGUGAACCUGUGACACUCACAGCGUAUAAAGAGGAACAAUGCCAAAAUGGACAGAUCGUCGGCGUCGAAACGUCCAGUGCCGAGACAACUCCCGCAACAGAGACUACCGCCUCUUCUGAUGCUGUCCAAACCACGACUACUGCUGAUGCCUGUGCUGUCGGCAUUGGUGGCUUGAACGGCGAGCCUCCCCGAGAGAGUCGUCUUUCUGACUGUUCAGCACUGAACACUGUCACAGUCAGCCCAUACCCAGAAACUUCAACCGUGUUCAAGCGCGAAGUUGCAUUCCGUAUUCCUACAGGCUUCCCGACCUGGCGACCUGCAAUGAACACUCUUGCUGCCCGUGCAGAGGGAGAACCAACAGCCACUACCAUCCAACCAACCGAGGUUCCUGCUUACGCUACGUACUGCGACUCUCCCGAAGCGUACUACGCAGCUUGCUCAGAGGCUGGAAUCACUGCAUUCACGACUACCCUUCCUACGCCGACUACUUCCACUUCCACCACUGUUAGUGAUUGCCCAGCGAAGCGUCUUGUGAGGCGAGCUGGUGAGCACAUGGGCUCUUAUGGGACUGAUAAGGCUGAGCCCGAUGUGGCGGUGGCGAAGCAACUAGACCAGGCAUAUUUUCAAGGAUGCCAGGGGGACGUGACAGUAAAGCCCCAAUGUCACUCGCUGGCACAGAUCAUUAGCGCCUCCACCAAGCUUUCAGCUUGGCGAUUCAUAAUUGCUAACCGAGCGAGACCUCACUUCACAAUUCUCGAACCACCAAACACCGUCUAUUUACUAACACAUCGACAUUUUAUCGCCAUGGAUCGCGAACAAUUAUCUGGCCUAGACGAAAAGGCGUUUGCAGAAAAGGUGCCGACAAUGCUCUGGUCAGAUCGAGAAACGCUUUUCGAGGAUGGAAGUGAAGAUAUCGACAUUAUCAGGUCACGCGCAGCAGAACCUGCAACCGUGGAAGCCAUUUCGUCCGUCCUCACUUCUCCGAUAAAAGAUGAAGAUUACGAUACACUGAGAGUGCAUCAAAAAGCAUUAUACUCUGUCCUUCUUAAACUCCCCUUCGAAAAGCUUCAGCCAUAUCGACAGGCUUUGGCUGCACUCGCUGCAUUCGUUAUCUCGGAUUUCGCCCAUCGCUCGUCGCAUUAUGCCCAGACUUGUCAUGUCAUUCACAACGCCGGUCUUCUUGAACGCUUCGCCUCAGAUUCCAAGGCAGUCUGGGUCACCAAGGACAAAUUCGACAUGGUCAGCGAUCGUACACUUACAGAGCGAGUCCAUACAGCUGAAGAGAUGAGGCCAUACAUGCCCGAGCUGUUUGACUGGCUUGUUGACGCGAACAAUCCUCCUUUCAUGCCUUGUCGAAACCAGCUUGCUCGAUUUCCCGAGACUGCUGCUAUAGUUGCAGCUGAAGUUCUGACUAAGGCAAACGAAGAGAAGGAUGAAGAAUAUCAGCACUAUCUGGUCGACUUUGUCUCUGAUUGUGUGCCUAUUGGAGAGGCUUGGAAACCAGUGCGAGAACCCGUUCAAGCUUUGGUGAGAGCGUUGGAAGAUAGGGGCGAAGACGUUGAGGAACUGGUUGAUGAGGCGAAAGAAUGGUUGGCGAAGUUGGAACAAUGGGAAACGUUGAAGAAGGAAGAAGAGUAG